Liolophura sinensis is the source of this 2732-nucleotide messenger RNA. RefSeq names its product USP6 N-terminal-like protein. NCBI's taxonomy places the organism in Eukaryota, Metazoa, Mollusca, Polyplacophora, Chitonida, Chitonidae. Gene Ontology annotation, molecular function: GTPase activator activity; small GTPase binding. The transcript is spliced from 14 exons. The record is from RefSeq and is a predicted model, not a curated record. Bases 87 to 2030 code for a protein of 647 amino acids. Gene Ontology annotation, biological process: regulation of GTPase activity.
AAAAAUUUAAGUGAAGGUAUGUGACCGCUGUCAUUCCAACUUUUAAGGAAUGGAAUGGAUACCAAGUGUUCAGUCUUCAAAUCAUCAUGAAAGAACUGGAAGAGCGCCAUGAAAUUGCCCGGAUCAACAAAGAACGAGAGGAGAUUGUGUCAAAAUAUGACAAAGGUCGUGAGGAAGGCGCUCAGAUUGACCCCUGGGAGGACCCUGAGUUUGAGGUCUACCAUGUGACUGACAGAUAUGGCUUCAUCCAUGACAAACUUCCAAGGAGAAAUCCAGCCGCAGAGCAAAAGACCAAACAGGUGGAGGCAGAGCGUACACAGAAAUGGCUGAAGAUGAUCAAAACUUGGGACAAGUAUUACGGUGGAGAGAAGUUACAACGGCGUGUGUACAAAGGCAUCCCAGACCGACUCCGAGGGGACGUCUGGUGUCGUUUGCUCAAUGUGUACAAGAUAAAGGCGGAACAACCCAGGGUGUAUCAGCAAAUGAAAGACAGGGCACGGAAUAAGUCACCUGAUAUUAGACAAAUAGACCUUGAUGUCAACAGAACAUAUCGUAACCACAUUAUGUUCCGGGACAGAUACGGUGUCAAACAGCAGGCCUUGUUCAGUGUUCUGGCUGCCUACUCCAUGUAUAACACCGAGGUGGGCUACUGUCAGGGGAUGAGCCAGAUAGCUGCUCUGCUCCUCAUGUACCUGAAUGAAGAGGAUGCCUUUUGGGGAUUGUCACAGUUGUUGUCCAAUCGAAAACAUGCAAUGCACGGGUUCUUCAUACCAGGUUUUCCCAAGCUGCUGAGAUUUCAAGAGCACCAUGAGAACAUUCUCAAGAGCAUGCUACCUCGAGUUUUAAAACACUUGGAUAAGAAUGAUGUCUACACUGGUAUUUACUCAAUAAAAUGGUUUCUUCAGUGCUUUUUAGACAGGACACCAUUUACGCUUACUUUACGGUUGUGGGAUAUCUACAUGCUGGAAGGAGAAAAACUUCUUGUUGGUAUGGCAUAUAAUGUCAUCAAGAUUCACAAACGGAGGAUCCUUAAGCUGCCAAUGGAGGACUUGUUAACCUUCUUCCAAGCUGACUUGGAGAAGAACUUCCACCUGGAUGACGAUUCUGUGGUAGAGCAACUGCAGAUUGCAAUGGAGGAAUUGAGGAAAGCCAAGCUUGACCUCCCUCCUCCUCCAACCGUCAAUGAACUUCCAACUCUGCCAUUUGGCCUUGAAAUCCAACCUAGUAUUCAACAGAUUAUUGGACGCCGGAAUUCUGAAUCCAUUGAUGAACACUUUCGCCGCAACCCUCGAAUGUCUGGAAAACAAGGUUACCGUAAAAAGAGGGGUCAACCGGGGACGCCUGGGGUGGAGACGCGCUCAAUUCAGUCCAGUCGAAAUUCAGAGUACUCUAUCGAUGAAAAGUCUUCAGAGUACGACACAGCUGCUAAUUCUCGCGUCUCUCUGGGGACAGCUCAGAGCUCACGAACUUCUUUUGCUGAUGCGUCGGACGUACCUAGCACAAGUACUACAAUGAGUCGUCAACGCAGCCCACGGGAUGAAAACGACGUAGACACGUUUGACCAGGUGACUUUACACGCAGCUCCGUCUACACACCAGUCGCCCACGCAGAGCACCAAUGUGUUCAAUCACAAUGAUAACUCCCCUGACAAGACCUCUAACCCAGCCUCUGAGGUUUCGGAGUAUGAUAAUGUGAAUGGGUCAUAUGGUGGCAGCCCAGAGCAUUACAAUGAGCAGACAACAGCCUACAAGGUCAUGUCCACCAGUCGAUCCGAUGGUUAUAUUGCGUACCAGCAGAAUGAUGUGAGGGGUGCUGCAAAUGGCCAGUACCAUAUGGUGAAACAAUCAAGCAGCAUGCCAUUCCAGGACGGUGUUACCCACAGCCUGAAGGGCCGCAGGAAAGUGUCCCGUGUGACCGCCAAGGCUCAGAUCAUUGGCCAUCAGAAUGGACACUCUGUCGACCAGUAUGACUCGAGAGGGCGGAGACCAGUGCACAAGAAAUCAGAUAUACCAGCGACAGCUUUUCUCUAAGCAGCUGGCCCAGAAGAGAAAUUUGUUACUCUACUGUUAGUGGCUACCUUAAAGCAUGUGCGUAUUUAACCAGGCUCGUCCCUUCCUCAUGAGUAGUAGAAGUCUCUAUAUGUUAUUGAUAGUGUUAAAUUGCAAACCUUCCUGCUGAACCUGAUGGUGAUGGGAUCCUCAGAGCUCACAAUGUGGGUGCCUGUAGAAGUAAGCUUUAUCAGAAACCUGACUGCAACCUGCAGUACAGUUUGUACAUCAACCUGUGCUAACAGGAUCUUUGAUUGAUCGUCUCUGUACAGCUAUUAGUAAAUGAUUAUAUUACCAGUAUGUUGUAAUGUACAUACAUUUAUUGUUUAUCCUUAAUUCAAGCCAACGCCCUCAGAUCUGCAUAAAAUAAUUGAAAGCGACGUUAAAACUUUCACUCACUCACUCACUCAUAAAAUAAUUGUACAUGUACACAUUGGAGUAACAUGUACUUCCUGUACAGAGAACUGUAAGUCGAUAGUUUAAGUGCUCUCUCUUUUUUUUGUGAUUCCAAAAUUAUACGGUGCAUGUAAAUUACAGUGUAGCAUUAUCUAUAAUUUCGUGAAAUUUUUCACCCAAUUACCUCGAUUUACCGGGGUGAAAAGUAAAUGAAAUUUUAUGAUUUACUUCAAAUCACAUAUAUCACUUAUAACUUCACAUAAUUUUGCACCAGCUGAUAACAGUUUU